GUCUUCGAUCCUCUUUGAAUGGCAGCCAGUGUUGUUAGCGCUAACCAGUAGCUAGCUAGCAAGAUAACUCGCUAUCUAACUAGCGGUAGCCCGUUCGGUAGCCUGGUACUUCGUGAUUAGCGUCAGCUACGUGCACAAACACUACACUUAAGCAGAUACAUUUUCUUUUGACGCUUACGGCUUAACCGAUAUACCUAGUGAGGCAUUUUAAUCUGUUAACUGGUGGCCGGAUGCUCGCAGGCGCUCAUGGCGCUAGUUAGCUUAGCUAGCGGCCUUAAAGGCAGCAACGUAACGUUAGCAUAGCUAAAUGAGUGUUUGCUUUGGGGAACUGGACUAACCGAUAAGUUGUGAUUUCUGUAACCCGCCGUGUUACAGUGAGCUACCUCAGCCUAACUAGCAGAGAAAUUAAUUGGAAAGUUGUUGUGAGCGUAUUUUGAGACCACCAAGCAUUACCAGGAUGGACUCGGAUAUUUUGAACAUAGAGGAGAUAGUGAUGGGACGGGGAUUGCCAGAUCCACCUCCAGAAGCUCCCCCUGAGAAGCCAGCAGAUCCAUACAAACCUAUCACUUUGAAUGGACCUCCUGCACCCUCCAUUCAACCAUACCAGCAUGAAAACCUGCAGUGUUUCCAGUGCUUCAUCACAUUCUGCAGUGCCAAAGCCAAGGAAAGGCAUAUGAAGAAGAGCCACCGGGAAGAGUAUAAGCAACAGCUUCAGCAGGGAAACACGUUGUUCACAUGCUACGUGUGUGACCGCACAUUUCAGUCAUCUGAGGAACUGACACAGCACCAGCCAACACACAGCAAGGAUGACAAGCCCUUCAAAUGCGUGCACUGCAAGGAGAGCUUUAAAACAUUCUCUGAACUAACAGCCCAUAGAAGACAGGUGUGUCCAGAGAAACAGUUGGUAUGUAAAGAUUGCAAUGAGACCUUCCGUAGUGCUGGACUGUUGCGUACUCAUCGCCUCACCCAGCAUCCCCGCCCAGAUGUAGAGACUGCCGAACCGCUGGAGGACCCUGCGAAAACUCACCGCUGUAAGAAGUGUGGUCAGGGCUUUGAAACAGAACCAGAGCUGAUAGCCCACCAGGAGAAGUACCCUGAAGGUCAGCAAUGCAACGGCAGCGCCGCAUCCGUCAAGAAACGUGGACGGCCUUCCAAAGCUGAAGACGUCGCAGCUGCUGAGAAAAAGGGAAAGCGGAAAAAGAAGGAUGAGGCAGAAUCGCCCGAGGAGGCAGUGAAGGCCGGCAGCACAUCAGAGUCAGCAGCCCCUCCAGCAGAGGAAAAGGGAAAAGCAGGUGGAGCAAAGCGUGGCCGUCCUUCUAAAGCCGCAGCAAAACCAGAACCGGAGGAUGCUAAGAGUCCCGAGGAUGACAGUCAACCUCCAGCAAAGGAGAAGAAACCAAAAGCAGAUGGGGCCGCUCCGGCCCGUCAGCAUCCCUGUCCUGAAUGUGACCUCGCAUUCCCCGGCUUGAUUCAGCUCCGUGCUCACAAGAAGGAGAAACACGCCCCACGGAAAGCCCAUCCCUGUGAAGAAUGUGAAGAGAGCUUUGCCCGUCCUGAGCAGCUGGACGCCCACAUGUCCCGGGCUCACGCCGUGGGCCGCCUUGCCUGUCCAACCUGCGGGAAGAGCUUUGGCCGUGAGCGCACCUUAAAAGCUCACCAGAAAAGCCACCCGGAGGAAAAGCCUGAAAACCCAAGUGCAAAGAGAUAAUUGAGACAUGGGGACCGUGCAGAAAGUCUAUUGUUUUUGAAGAUUUUAAUCAUUAAUUAUCCUUUUUUCUUUUUUUUUUUUUUUUUUUUUUUUUUAACAUUGGAGAUCUUGAUGCUUCACAUGAUGGUUUCAGAGUUUGGAAUGGUUUUGAGAAUGACGUUUUAGCAAGUUUUGGAUUUGAAGUUAAGUUUUGAUCAUGAGCUGUUCAAAUUUCGGACAAACACACAUCUCCUAAAUUGACUAACCAAAUGUUAGAUCCAUACACCCUUUGCCACAAAACAUUGUUUAUUUGUAAAAACAAACUGUGUUGAAUAACUUUUUAAUGAUUUGUUUCAGGUUUUUUUUAAGUGUGAAAUGCGUGUGGUGUGAAUUAUUACUUUAUGUCCUGAGUUCAACUCAGUCUGUGGUUAAAAAAAAAAAAAAAUUUUUUUUUUUUUUUUUUUAAAACUAAUUGGGUAAGUACAUAUUUUGAAGCAAAUUAGAUUCCUAGUAGAGUUACUAUGUUUGAAUGUUUAGACAGUUUGUCAAGAGAAACUUGUUAUGUACAGCUUCUGGUUCAUAAUGUGCAUUUUCUUUUUUUUCUUCUUUUUUUUACUCUUUAAUAUUUUGAUUAUGUUCUUUUCUAAAUUAAGUUUCAUUGAGGAAGAAUUUUAAAAUAACAUGAUUAUGUUCUGCUAAAAAAAUAUAUUUUGGCUUAGUGCUCCAGGUUUAAUGUGGAGUGUUUGGCAUGUGGGCAGGAAUGAUCCACUAUAAUCCUGAUUCGUCUACAGUAAAAAUGACUCCUUUUCAAUUUUUCACUUAUUAGAAUGAUGUUUCAUGUCUUGGACAUUUCUUAAAUGGACCUCAUGCCUGUUUAAUGCCUAGAGUCCCAUAAUGAACUGUGUAUAUCAUGUGUUUUUUCACUGAUUGGAUUCUUUCUCUCCCCACUGCAAUGUGUCUGGACACUGCAACAAUGUAAUAAAACAUGCUAUCCCAAGGGAGGCUGCUGAAGAAAUA
This is a messenger RNA of Perca flavescens (yellow perch), 2704 nucleotides long. RefSeq names its product zinc finger protein 576, tandem duplicate 2 (gene znf576.2). Gene Ontology annotation, molecular function: DNA-binding transcription activator activity, RNA polymerase II-specific; RNA polymerase II cis-regulatory region sequence-specific DNA binding. Bases 458 to 1708 code for a protein of 416 amino acids. Lineage: Eukaryota; Metazoa; Chordata; Actinopteri; Perciformes; Percidae. The record is from RefSeq and is a predicted model, not a curated record. Gene Ontology annotation, biological process: regulation of transcription by RNA polymerase II. Gene Ontology annotation, cellular component: nucleus. The transcript is spliced from 5 exons.